This is a messenger RNA of Numida meleagris (helmeted guineafowl), 3373 nucleotides long. It is a transcript of the gene C21H2orf42, whose product is annotated as chromosome 21 C2orf42 homolog. The record is from RefSeq and is a predicted model, not a curated record. NCBI's taxonomy places the organism in Eukaryota, Metazoa, Chordata, Aves, Galliformes, Numididae. The coding region runs from base 602 to 2689 and encodes 695 amino acids. Gene Ontology annotation, cellular component: nucleus. The transcript has 9 exons.
CUGAGUCUUAGGGGAGGGGGCCGGGGCCUGAGGGGACAGGGCCUGGACCUGGGCCUGAGGGGAGCAGGAGGGGCCCAGCCCAGGGGAUGCCCGAAUGGCCCCCUCCCGUGUCAGUAAAUGUUCCCUGUCCCAGCCCGGUGCCGUGGUUCUGUACAGCUGUUGCUCCUCCACGGCAGCAGGCGGAGGCCGUGGCAAGCAUGCCCCGUGAGCCCGCUGGGUGCGGCUGCUGGGCUGUGCCCCGUGGGGCUGUGACCCCUCAGUGCCACUUGUUUUGCCCCUGGGAUGCCAUACGCAGUGGGAUAUCUGUGGCCACUCCCCCUCCCCUUUGUCACACUGCCCUAAACCCCACCGGGCCGGCGCUCGAUCCUUGGCGACAGGGACAGGGCCCGGCCUGGAGCUGCGUCAGGGGAGGGGCAGGUGGGGGUUAAGGAGAGGAUUGGCACCAGAGGGCGGUGACACGGAGCUCAGGGAGCGUUGGGACAGUGCCCUCAGAUACAAGAUUGGAGCCAGCGCUUGGAUUCUGUGAUCGCUGCGGGUCGCUUCCAGCUCAGGAUACUCAGCUUCUGUGAUUCUGUUCUGUCAGGAGACCCUCGGGAUCCGGAUGCAGAACGCUGCGUCCCCGUGCUGCGAUCACCAUGGGGCUUGGCAGCAUGUGUCUGCCAGCAUGAGCCGAGCCCCCGAUGGGGGCACGGGACGAGGCCAAGCCUGCGUCUGUUGCAUGCAGACAGGCACACAAAAGCUCCUGCUUGACCUCACUUUUCUCCUGUGCACCCAAGGCUGGAACACAGCGUAUGUGCAGGGUGGGGAUGUGCCGACGUCCCCUAGUUCUGGCAGCGAGUCUCCCUCCCCAUUCUGUUUCUCCCCAUUCAGGAGCUGCUGGGCCACCGCCUCCGUGCUUGCUGCAGGGGGACCUGCUUCCCGGAAGAUGGAACCCACGUCGGUGAGGACCAAAGUGCCCUCCUUCCUGUCCGACCUGGGGAAGGCCACGCUGAGGGGCAUCAGGAAAUGUCCCCGCUGCGGCACGUACAACGGCACCCGCGGGCUGAGCUGCAAGAACAAGAACUGCGGCACCGUCUUCCGCUACGGCACGCGCAAGCAGCCCGGCGUCGACGCCGUCAAGAUCAUCACCGGCUCCGACCUGCAGGUGUACUCGGUGCGCCAGCGGGACCGGGGGCCGGAUUACCGGUGUUUCGUGGAGCUGGGCGUUUCGGAGACGGCUAUCCAGACGGUGGACGGGACCAUCAUCACUCAGCUCAGCUCGGGCCGCUGCUACGUCCCGGCGUGCCUGAAGGCGGCCACGCAGGGCGUGGUGGAGAACCAGUGCCAGCACGUCAAGCUGGCCCUGAACUGUCAGACCGAGGCCACCCCGCUGACCCUGAAAAGCUCGGUGCUCAACUCCAUGCAGGCCUCGCCUGAAACUAAACAGACUAUUUGGCAGCUGGCCACCGAGCCCACGGGGCCGUUGGUGCAGCGGAUCACCAAGAGCGUCCUGGUGGUGAAGUGCAAGGCCAGCCAAAAGCACAGCCUGGGCUACCUGCACGCCUCCUUCGCCCAGAAGAUGAGCACGAAGUCGCUGGCGGAGCACAGGUUCUUCUGCUCCUGCCAGACCCUAAAGCCUGGCAAGGCCGCCUCGGCCAAGGAGGAGGCGGCGGCACAGAGGUGCAUUCACUUCUUCGCCUGCAUCUGUGCCUUUGCCAGCGACGAGAGCCUGGCCCAGGAGUUUGCCGACUUCCUCACCUAUGACUCAGGCGGUCUGAAAGGGAUCGUCGUCCCUCAGCUGGUGUGUGGCCCCGAGUCCACCGUGCAGGCCGGCGAGGCCGCCACCAAAGCCAAGAAGAGGAAAAAGGAUUUAACGCCCGCCGCUCUCCUUUCCCCAGGGCCUCUCCUGGCUCAGGACACGUCUGGCCUGAGGAGAAGCAGCCUGAAGAAGCCCACGGUUGCUGCCUCGCUGAAAAGGCAAGACAGAGCUGACGUCCCUCUCCUCUGCCUCGCAGGCUGUAACCAACUUCUGGACGAGUCGCAGGUGACCCUGUCCUUCCAAGACUGGCUGGCCAGCGUCACCGAGCGCAUCCAUCAGACCAUGCAUUACCAGUUUGAGGGCAAACCCGAGCCGCUGGUGUUCCACAUCCCACAGGCGUUUUUUGAUGCGCUGCAGCAGAGGAUAUCCAGCGGGAGUACCAAGAAGAGGUUGCCCAACUCCACUACAGCGUUUGUCCGCAAAGACGCCCUUCCCCUGGGGACCUUCUCCAAGUACACGUGGCACAUCACCAACAUCCUGCAGGUCAAGCAGAUCUUCGAUACGCCCGAGCAGCUGCCGCUGGAGAUCACGCGCAGCUUCAUCCAGAACCGGGACGGCACCUACGAGCUCUUCAAGUGCCCCAAGGUGGAGGUGGAGAGCAUCGCCGAGACGUACGGGCGCCUGGAGAAGCAGCCGGCCAUCCGCCCGCUGGAGCUCAAGACCUUCCUCAAAGUGGGAAACACCUCUCCCACCCAGAAGGAGCCCACCCCGUUCAUCAUCGAGUGGAUCCCCAACAUCCUACCUCACUCCCACAUCGGGGAGCUGCGCAUCAAGUUCGAGUACGGGCACCAGGGCGGCCGCCAGCCCCCGGCCUCCUUCUCCACCCAGCAGCCGCCAGCCCUGGAGCCCACGCUGGAACUCGCUCCGCUCACCACCAUCACCUUCCCCUGAGCUCCGGGGCCGCGCUCCUCCAGAACUGCCACCAUGGCCACGUCGGCCCGAAAGAGACAAAGAAACCAAGCACAAAGCUGCUGCCGCACCUGGAAAAAAUAAAAGUGCUGCUUACUGGGUGCACGCUGCUCCUCUCUGCACCCAGGAAAGCAAGCUGGGAGGGGCAGGGGGGAGCUGCACCCCUCCUUGCAGAGCACGCACCCACCCAGGGAAAGCCCCAGCUUCAGCCCAGAGCUGGAGGGGGUGGAAAUCAGUGCAAAGCGAGGACCUGGGGGGAGCAGAGAGCAGGGAGGGGGGGUCCUGCCACCUCCGGGGCACCACAGCCAGCACUUACCAAAAUCCAGCCACUCCAUGCAUCCUCCAGCAGAACCCGACUGCGUCUUCCCCGUGGAUGGAGGGGGGGGCACUGCCGGGCUCGUUCCCUCCCUCGGGUGGAUGAGCUGCACCUGGACUUGGGGGGAGAGAGCAGCCCAGGACCCCAAUUCCUGCAGGGAGGGGCUGCAGCCACCCCACCCCCCCAGCACCGCCCCACCACAUCCAUCUCCGCAUCCCACCCCCGCUUCCCGAAGGCAGCACGCGGGCGUUCGUACUGAAAUAAUUUAUUUUCUAACAAUCCGACAAUACAGAAGUAUACAUACACACGGCCAGGUCUGUCUAAAACACGUACUCUCUAAAAAAAAAAAA